This is a messenger RNA of Talpa occidentalis (Iberian mole), 2909 nucleotides long. It is a transcript of the gene NDE1, whose product is annotated as nudE neurodevelopment protein 1. Gene Ontology annotation, biological process: cell migration; establishment of mitotic spindle orientation; microtubule nucleation. NCBI's taxonomy places the organism in Eukaryota, Metazoa, Chordata, Mammalia, Eulipotyphla, Talpidae. The record is from RefSeq and is a predicted model, not a curated record. Gene Ontology annotation, cellular component: centrosome; kinetochore; kinesin complex. Bases 76 to 1116 code for a protein of 346 amino acids. Gene Ontology annotation, molecular function: microtubule binding. The transcript is spliced from 9 exons.
CCGUCCUCGCCGCGCGCCCGGCCGCCCGCCCGACACCAUGCCACAACAAGAGUGAUCUCUUGCCCCGUCUUCACAAUGGAGGACUCAGGAAAGACUUUCAGCUCUGAGGAGGAAGAAGCUAACUACUGGAAAGAUCUGGCUAUGACCUACAAGCAGAGGGCGGAGAAUACACAAGAGGAACUCCGAGAAUUCCAGGAGGGGAGUCGAGAAUAUGAAGCAGAAUUGGAGACGCAGCUGCAACAAAUUGAAACCAGGAAUAGGGACCUCCUGUCCGAAAAUAACCGCCUUCGCAUGGAGCUGGAAACCAUCAAGGAGAAGUUUGAGACGCAGCAUUCGGAAGGCUACCGACAGAUCUCCGCCCUGGAGGACGACCUUGCCCAGACAAAAGCCAUUAAAGACCAGCUGCAGAAGUACAUCCGAGAGCUGGAGCAAGCCAAUGAUGACCUGGAACGAGCCAAGCGGGCCACAAUCAUGUCUUUGGAAGACUUCGAGCAGCGCUUGAAUCAAGCCAUUGAGAGAAACGCCUUCUUGGAGAGUGAGCUGGACGAGAAGGAGAACCUCCUAGAAUCGGUUCAGCGGCUGAAGGAUGAAGCCAGAGACUUGCGGCAGGAGCUGGCUGUGCAGCAGAAGCAGGACAAGCCCAGGACCCCCAAGCCCGGCCCAGCGGAGGCUGAAAGGAUAGACACGGCUGUGCAGGCCACGGGCUCCGUGCCGUCCACUCCCACGGCUCAUCGAGGCCCCGGCUCCAGCGUCAGCACACCGGCCACCUUCAGGCGAGGUCUGGAGGACUCUGCGGGCGGGACCCCCCUCACCCCUGCAGCACGGAUAUCGGCCCUCAACAUCGUGGGAGACCUCCUGCGAAAAGUCGGGGCGCUGGAGUCCAAACUCGCAUCUUGCCGCAACUUCGUCUACGAUCAGUCCCCAAACCGAACGAGUGGCCCGGCCUCCGGGCGAGGGGGCAAGAGCAGAGAUGGUGGCGACCGGCGGUCAGGCAGCACCAGUGUGCCUCUGGGCGACAAAGGGUUGGGGAGACGCCUGGAAUUUGGGAAGCCGCCUUCAAAUCCUUCUUCGCCUUCGCUGCCGUCAGCUCAGGGUGUAGUCAGGAUGUUGCUUUAGGAAAUCGCCGAAGCCUCGGCGUCUGUGUGGGACUCGCUGCCUUUCUUCCUUUCUUGAAGCUAGGGUUUGGCGGUUGGGAUUUUUUUUUUCUUUUUUUUUAAGUUAGUUUGAGAAUUAUGAGCAAGCAGACACCCUUGCCGGUGACCGAGGCCCCUUCCUGUCCCCGCCAUGGUUGUCCCUGUGAAAUGUCUCCCUAUCCCAGGCUUCCUUAUUGGUGUGUUGCAAAUAAAUUGGGACAAGCUGGCCCCCUGGCAGGGCUGUAAGGUGGAUGCCGAGGCCGCGCCAUUAUUUUGAACUCACCCAUGGGACUUGAAUGUUGUUCUGAAUUCGGGAGAUGCCUCAGAAGUGGCUUGUGAGCCUAACCCCACCCCCAUUCAGCUGGAGGUGCCUUCCAGAACAAAACCUUCCGGUGCCCUGUUGCCCAGCUGUGAUGGAGCAAAGAAUAGGAUGGGCAAGUGCCUUCUUUUUCUACUAUGGUGUAGUCAGCCUGUGAGAUUUUAUCUGCCUCACUCAGGCCUUUAAAGCUGCUUCAGGGUAAAUGUCAUGUGGACCAAGGUGUGGGAAAAUCUGUGUCCUUAGAUCAAUCCCACUUUAAGCUGUCCUGACACCCCCCCUCCUCACCUGGACGACCUCUAGUUCAUGACUCGAGGUAAUGGGGGUGGCAUGGCCUUGGUGUUGCCACCCCCAAGAACAGGACUUCACUUAAAGCCAUAGUGAAAUCAUUGGGGUGCCCUUCAAAUCAGAUAAAAGCACCGGGUUGGAAGCUUCCUUGUCAAAGAAGAGACGGAUCCAGGACCCAGGGCUCCCAGUGCCCCCAGCUGUGGCUCACUUCUGGAGUAGAGCACCUGCUGAGUCAGGAGCAGGCCUGCCGCCCCCCUCGGGCCACUGAGCUACUUUUCUGAAAAAACAGCAAAAAUACCCUUGAGAUGAAAACAGAACUUCUCAGAGGCAACUGAGAGAUUCGGCAAAGUCAAACUUCAGGAUCCAGGUCUUUGCCUAGAAACAUCCUAACCUGUAUCCAUAAAAGAUGUACUUUUAUUUUUUUAAAAGAAUAAUAAAAUCAGGAGAAACGAACGUCUAGCUUGUCUGUCGAUGGUCAAUAACUGCUUUAACGUGGGUUGAUGUUUCUGUAUUUGCUCCUGUGAGAACCUUUUUUGUUUCCUAACUAAGUAACUGAAUUUGAAGAAAACCUGCGUCCAAAAAAUUCGCAUCCAAGUCAGCUUCCUAGGGCUGUGUCUGGGAGGCCUGUGUUGUCACUCAGGUGAGUCUGCAAAGUUUCCCUGUUUCCUCUCCAACCUCUUUUUUUUUUUUAAAGAUUUAUUUAUUUUUAUACAAGAAUUGGGGUACAGACCAGAGAUGCGGGGGGUGAGAGGAUUCACCAGAGACAGAGCAGGUAACAGAACAGGCAAAUGGACUGAAGUACACUGCUGAGGGGAGCAGCGGGUGAGACAGGAGAGGUCUAGGUCUGUCCCGCCAUAUGGGUUUCUCCCUGGCCGGCCGGGUGUCGAACUCAUGCUGCAGUGGCUACGGAUUGCUUCAUAGGUUGCGUCUUAACCCCUGCGCCACCAGGGAGGCCCCCUCUCAAACCUCUUUUGCCCCGUGGGGUCACUGUGGUCAGUUUGUGUUGACUAAACCUCUGCGUGGAAUUGCUGUCCACUCACGCAGGAGAGGAAAGGGCCUCUCUGGGCAGCCCUCAUGCUAAGGAUGGGCUUUACGCACACGUGACAGAGACCCGGGAGCCCACAGCGCUGGAAAUACUUGCUCUCUGGUCUUUACAGGAAAUGAUUGGUGCC